Messenger RNA from Cuculus canorus (common cuckoo), 2137 nucleotides. It is a transcript of the gene RHPN2, whose product is annotated as rhophilin Rho GTPase binding protein 2. The coding region runs from base 86 to 2137 and encodes 683 amino acids. Gene Ontology annotation, biological process: signal transduction; negative regulation of stress fiber assembly. The transcript has 15 exons. Gene Ontology annotation, molecular function: protein binding. NCBI's taxonomy places the organism in Eukaryota, Metazoa, Chordata, Aves, Cuculiformes, Cuculidae. The record is from RefSeq and is a predicted model, not a curated record.
CCGGGCAGCGCGCAGGGACCGCGGGGUUCCCGCAGCACCGGCGGCAGCAGCAGCAGUGACGGCACGGCUGCCUCCCCGCCCGGAGAUGACAGAGGCGCUGCCGCCCCGCGGCUGCCAGGCGGCGGAGACGGCGGAGGACGGGUACUUUCGGAAGGGAUGUAAUCCUCUUGCUGAGACUGGGCGAAGCAAACUGCAGAAUCAAAGAGCUGUCCUAAACCAACAGAUCUUAAGAGCAGUAAGGAUGAGAGCGGGUGCAGAAAAUCUUCUAAGAGCAACCACCAACAACAAAGUCCGAGAGCAGGUACUGCUGGAGCUGAGUUUUGUAAACUCAGACUUGCAGAUCUUAAAGGAGGAGUUGGAAGGACUUAAUAUCUCGGUAGAAGUUUAUCAGAAUACAGAAGAGACUUUCAGCAUUCCCUUGGUACCUCUUGGCCUGAAGGAAACCAAAGAAGUAGACUUCACACUCCCCCUCAAGGAUUUUAUUCUGGAACAUUAUAGUGAAGACGGUUCUGAGUAUGAAGAUGAAAUAGCAGAUCUUAUGGAUCUGAGACAAGCCUGCCGCACUCCUAGUCGAGAUGAAGCUGGCAUUGAGAUGUUGAUGAGCUAUUUCCUUCAACUUGGAUAUGUAGAGAACAGAUUUUUCCCACCCACCAGGCACAUGGGAGUUUUAUUUACAUGGUAUGAUUCCUUCACAGGUGUUCCAGUGUGUCAGCAAAACCUGUUGCUUGAAAAAGCCAGUGUUUUAUUCAAUAUCGGAGCCCUCUACACCCAGAUUGGAACAAGGUGCAAUCGUCAGACCCAGACUGGACUCGAAAAUGCUGUUGAUGCUUUUCAGAGAGCUGCAGGAGUCCUAAGCUACUUGAAGGAGACCUUUACUCACACACCAAGUUAUGAUAUGAGCCCAGCUAUGCUCAACGUCCUCGUAAAAAUGAUGCUUGCACAAGCUCGAGAGUGUGUUUUUGAGCAGAUGGGUCUUCCUGGAAUACGCAAUGAGUUUUUCACACUAGUGAAGAUGACACAAGAAGUUGCCAAGGUGGGAGAGGUUUACAUGCUCGUUAACACUGCAAUGAAUCAGGAACCGGUGAAAGAGAACAUCCCCUAUUCCUGGUCAAAACUGGCACAAAUAAAGUCAGACCAUUACAAAGCUCUAGCGCAUUACUUCAUUGCCACCAUUUUGUGUGACCAUGAACUGCAGUCUGGUGAUGAUGAAGAUCAGCAGGAGAAAGCCUUCUCAAAGCUGUAUGACUACAUGCCCGAAGGAGUGAUUGUUCUCACCGUUCUCAAGGACAAAGUUCAGAGAAAACAAUUAGGGAAAGCACAUUUACGUAAAGCCAUUGUUUACCAUGAAGAAGCUCUGAGAGUCUGUGGUCUGUGCAAAAAGCUUCGGAACAUCGAUGUUCUUCAGGAGGUUCUGACAGCCGCUCAUAAGCGCUCACUUCUCAAGUACACGCAGCAAGAGACGGAAGAUGACUUUCUCAGUCUCAUCCAGGCUCCAGAUAUCCUUCCUAAAACAGAGCAUAAAAUAGAAACAAUCGCUCCUCAGUUUUCCAAGGUGAAAGUUAAAGACUUCUUUCACAGGCUGGGCCCACUGACAGUGUUCUCAGCCAAGCAGAGAUGGACGGCUCCACGUACCAUUCGCAUCCACCAUGAAGUGGGCGAGCUAGGAUUCAGCCUUAAAGGAGGUUCUCCAGUCCAGAUUUAUUGUCUUGAUCCACUUUGUUCUGCUGCAUCACUGGGCCUAAAAGAAGGUGACUAUAUUGUCUCGGUUGGUGGCGAGGAUUGCAAGUGGCUUGGAGUGAAUGAGGUGCUGGAAAAACUCAAAAGCGUGGGAGAGCAGCCUGUGGAGAUGGCAGUUAUCAGUUGCCAGGAUACCACCGCAUCAAUGCACAGUAAGAGUGCAACUUACUCUGUGGGAAUGCAGAAGACGUACUCCCUAAUAUGUUUAGCUAUGGAAGAGGACAAGAUUGAUCAGACCAAGAAAGCCCCAUUGAAACUGCCCUUCCUAAGCUGGGGAGCCAAAAAUAGACAGAAAGCUGCAAGCACCCUCUGCCUGCCUUCAGCUGUAGCAGGAAGCUCUCCGAUUAAAAAGAAGCUUUCUCCCUUCACGCUUCUGAAUACGGAAAGUUCAUUGUACUGA